AUGCAUCGAAAGCCAUUUUUUGCUCGGGAAGAAAUUCGUUCAUCUCACAAGUUACAGCUAGUACAUAGCGAUGUGUGUGGUCCAAUGCAAACAGAGUCAUUUGGCGGAGCAAGAUAUUUCGUGACGUUCACUGAUGUUUACUCUCGAUGUUGUGCAGUGUACUUUAUGAAGCAGAAGUUAGAAGUUCUGGAGAAAAUUAAAGAGUUUGAGGCUGCAGCAACGAACGAGGCUGGAAGAUCGAUAGGAAUAUUGCGAACUGAUAAUGGUGGCGAGUAUCUUUCCACAGAAUUUCAAGAUUAUCUCAAAGCGAAAGGUAUUAAGCAUGAAUUAACUGUUCCAUAUUCUCCUCAGCAAAAUGGUGUCGCUGAACGUAUGAAUAGAACGUUGGUCGAGUCUGCUCGGUCGAUGAUCGCACAAGCAAGAUUACCUAAGAUGUACUGGGCUGAAGCCAUUUCCACGGCUGUUUAG
This is a messenger RNA of Paramuricea clavata, 468 nucleotides long. Lineage: Eukaryota; Metazoa; Cnidaria; Anthozoa; Malacalcyonacea; Plexauridae. The record is from the annotation of a GenBank genome assembly.